Molecule: messenger RNA, 1336 nt
Organism: Monascus purpureus
Lineage: Eukaryota; Fungi; Ascomycota; Eurotiomycetes; Eurotiales; Aspergillaceae
Source: the annotation of a GenBank genome assembly
AUUUUCUAUAGGGACGAAGAAGCUUUUGUGUUGUGGAAUAAUUGAUCGCUAUGAACUGAUUCUUCACAACAACAUCCACACAGCACUUGGAGAGGCAUCCUGAUGUUGAUAUUUCCCUCGCCAUCCUCCGCCAAAGCCAGACGAUGUGUACAAAUAUAUUAUUUAUUAACUGAUUCUAUCCGUUAUAUUGCGAACUACCAAACAAAGCCUUGAUAAAUAUUUAUCAAAGAUUAAGAGUAAGUUGCUAGUCUAUAAAUUAUUACAUUAUCCAGGCUUCCUGUCAAUCAAGUCUCAUAGCGUUUCGUCCGAACCCUCGGAUGAAUGUCUUGUCAGGUGGGAAAAGGCCAACGAGGACAACCAGCAUGAUCAACAGGAGGCCAUGGAUGGUCCUUACGGCCGAAUAUAAAUAGGAGCGAUGCAGGUUUCAUGUUGCAUGUUGUUUUGUUCUGUAGACUAAAUCGCAAAUCCCACGGUCUUAACUAGCAUCACAUCUGAACAACACGGAGUGCGAGUAGACCGCUGGAUAUCACACCAGGGAACAAUCAUGGCACCGAAGAUCUUUAUCACGGGAGUAACAGGCCAUAUAGGAGGUGACAUCUUAUACACUGCCUCCCGCGCCCAUCCGGACUGGCAAUGGUCCUGUCUUGUCUGCACAAAGGAGGAAGGCGUUAAAGUGGCAUCUGCGUACCCUCAAGUCAGACUAGUCUACGGUACCACUGACGACGUGGACAUGAUCGAGGAAGAGGCUUCCAAGGCUGAUAUCGUCUUCCACCUAGCCGCAAGCGACGAGCAUGUUCCUUCGGCUGAAGCAAUUGUUCGAGGACUGAGUCGUCGUCAGGCGGACGGUCCUGCUUACUACAUCCAUACUUCCGGGGCUUUUGCUCUCGCCGCCGAGACACUUGCCACGGAGAAAUAUGGCGAGCGGUUUGACAAGGUCUACGACGACUGGGGUCAUGUCAAGGAGUUGACAUCGCUUCCGGGCCAUGCACCCCAUCGCAAAGUCGACAAGAUAGUCCUAGCUGCAGAUCCUGCUAAGGUCAGGACUGCUAUCAUCGCGCCCGCUGUGAUUUAUGAGGUCGGUCGGGGUCCAGAUAAGACGAAAUCAGCACCGGUAUUUGAGGCGUUCCUGAAGGAGAAAGGUCUUUGUCGUGGGGAAAGGUGAUAAUAUUUGGCACAAUAUCCACGUCCAGGAUCUGAGCAAGCUCUUAUCUUCUACUGGGGGAGGCAGCUGUGAAUGGUGGCGGAAACGCCACCUGGAACGAAGAAGGAUAUUACCUGGCAGAGAACGGUUCCUACGUGAAUCGUGAAAUGCUGCAGCUGGCUCCCCAGAUUCUUU